GUGGUCGUGUGCGGGAUGAGCGCGGUGCUGCGGGGAGCCCUGCGACGGCUGCAGCCCCCGCGCCGGCCCGGCCCCCUCGGCGCGGCGGCCCUGCGGCCCCUCGGCAUUCAGGGGCGGAAAGAAACCUCAUCUCCUUCCUUGGGGAAAGAUAGAGCAGACACAGUGAUCAUUGGAGGUGGUUGUGUUGGUGUGAGCCUAGCCUAUCACUUGGCUAAAGCUGGCUUGAAGGAUGUUGUUCUGCUAGAAAAAUCUGAGCUCACUGCAGGAUCUACCUGGCAUGCAGCUGGCUUAACUACUUAUUUUCAUCCUGGAAUAAACCUGAAGAAAAUCCAUGCUUACAGCAUCAAGCUCUAUGAGAAACUGGAAGAAGAGACUGGGCAGUCUGUGGGAUUUCAUCAGCCUGGCAGUAUCAGAAUUGCUUCAACCCCUACUAGGGUGGAUGAAUUCAAAUACCAAAUGGCUCGUGCUGGUUGGCACCCAACAGAGCAGUACCUAAUCACGCCUGAGAAAGUACAAGAGCUAUGUCCCUUAUUGAACAUGGAUAAGGUUUUAGCUGGCCUGUAUAACCCUGGAGAUGGUCAUAUCGAUCCGUAUUCUCUCACUAUGGCUUUGGCUGCAGGAGCCAGAAAAUAUGGUGCCCAGUUAAAUUAUCCCGUCCAAGUGACUGAUCUUAACUCCCGAUCAGAUGGGACAUGGGAAGUUGAAACUCCACUUGGAAUAAUUCAAGCAAAGAGAAUUGUGAAUACUGCAGGCUUCUGGGCACGUGAUAUAGGCAAGAUGAUUGACCUGCCGCACCCUCUCAUACCUGUUCAUCAUCAGUACGUUGUGACAUCAACUAUCCCUGAAGUGAAAGCCCUAAAAACAGAAUUGCCUGUGAUUCGUGACUUAGAAGGAUCAUAUUAUCUAAGGCAAGAAAGGGAUGGUCUUUUAUUUGGUCCAUAUGAAAGCAAGGAGAAAAUGAAGCUGCAGGACUCAUGGGUAACAAAUGGAGUCCCACCAGGUUUUGGAAAAGAACUUUUUGAGUCUGAUUUAGACAGAAUAAUGGAGCAUAUUGAGGCUGCUAUGGAAAUGGUCCCCGUUUUGAGAAAAGCAGACAUCGUAAACACAAUUGCAGGUCCUAUCACCUAUUCUCCAGACAUUCUUCCUAUGGUGGGACCACAUCAGAGUGUCAGAAAUUACUGGGUGGCUAUUGGUUUCGGGUAUGGCAUUAUACAUGCUGGUGGCAUAGGAAAGUACCUCAGUGACUGGAUCCUUGAGGGGGAACCUCCAUUUGACCUGAUAGAAUUAGAUCCGAACCGCUACGGAAAGUGGACCACCACAGAAUACACAGCAGCCAAAGCAAGAGAAUCUUACGGUUUUAAUAACAUUGUUGGUUACCCUAAAGAAGAAAGAUUUGCUGGGAGACCAACAGAGAGAACCAGUGGGCUGUAUCAUUUGCUAAAGUCAAGAUGUUCAAUGGGCUUUCAUGCAGGAUGGGAGCAACCUCAUUGGUUCUACAAACCUGGAGAUGAGACUGGAUACAAACCCAGCUUUCGGCGCACAAAUUGGUUUGACCCUGUGGGUCGUGAGCACAAACAGGUUAUGGAAAAAGUUGGUGUGAUUGACCUGUCACCAUUUGGCAAAUUUAGAGUAAAAGGCACAGAUUCUGUUAGGCUGCUGGAUCAUCUAUUUGCAAAUGCUGUUCCAAAGAUGGGUUCCACAAAUAUAAGCCAUAUGUUAACGCCAAGAGGGAAAGUUUAUGCUGAGCUAACUGUUUCUCAACUGUGUCCUGGAGAAUUCAUGCUCGUAACUGGGUCAGGGUCAGAACUCCAUGAUCUGAGAUGGAUAGAAGAGAAAGUAACAACAGGUGGAUACAAAGUUGAAAUAGAAAACUUGACAGAUGAGAUGGGGGUACUUGGUGUAGCUGGUCCGUAUGCACGACAGGUCCUCCAGAAGUUGACAAAUGAGGAUCUGAGUCAUGGUUCCUUUAAAUUUCUUCAGUGUAAACAUCUGAAACUUUCCAAUAUUGCUCUUAUUGCUAUUAGGAUAUCAUACACAGGUGAAUUGGGCUGGGAGCUGUAUCACAGAAAAGAAGAUUCUGUAGCUCUUUACAGUGCAAUCAUGGAAGCUGGCCAGAAAGAGGGAAUUGAUGACUUUGGAACAUAUGCUCUGAAUGCUUUAAGGCUGGAAAAGGGUUUCCGAGCCUGGGGGGCAGAGAUGAACUGUGACACUAAUCCCUUGGAAGCUGGACUGGAAUAUUUUGUAAAGCUAAACAAGCCAGCAGACUUUAUAGGAAAGCAAGCACUGAAGCAGAUUAAAGAAAAAGGGCUCAAACGACGACUGGUAUAUCUCACCCUGGAAACAGAUAAUGUUGAUCCAGAGGGAAAUGAAAGUGUGUGGCACAAUGGCAAGGUUAUUGGCAAUACCACAUCAGGAUGUUUCAGUUAUAGUGCUCAGCAGAGUCUAGCUUUUGCAUAUGUUCCCACGGAACUCAGCAAAGUUGGACAGAAAUUGGAAGUUGAACUUUUAGGUAAAAAUUAUCCAGCAACCAUUAUACAAGAGCCACUGGUGCUGACUGAACCAACAAGAAUACGCCUUCAGAGAAAGGGUGAAAGUCCCAAAAUAUAAACUCAGAUGAGGAUAUAGCAAAUUAUGCAGUAGGAAAUAGUGCUAUUAAUAUGCAUGAAAUUAAGAGAAUUGAACUACUGAGAUUUGCUAAUUACUCAGCACAAGAUCCUCAUUGCCAUACAUCAGUGAGAAAUUCAAUGGUCUUACCCUCCUACUUCCUUGUGUGGGCUGUUCACAGUAGAGAUCUGAGCAGAGUUGAUGAACCAGUAGCAUUUGUGAACAGAAGCACUUGCUUCCCAGUAGCGUUUGUGAGCAGAAAGUGGCAGGGAAUGAGUAGUAGAUCAUUGAUUCAGCUUGCUCCCAUGCUGGCUGGCAGAUCUGCAUUAAUGCAUACAAGGAAGGUGCUCUUGAUACUGUCCAAUAGCAAUUUCCUCCUCCUUCUUGACACUCAACAGUUCCUCCUUUGCCUGCCCUCGGGGUAAAGUAGCUUACCCGGGCUUCUUUACAACACGAAUAGCAAACUCAUCAUUAAAAUCAUAUCACUAGUUCUCAGAAUGCUUCAUAAGGAAUUGAAAUACAUUCCAUCAACCAUUAAAAAUAAUAAAGGCGUUAUUAAAGGCAAACUGAACUGUUGACAUUUUUUCCCAGUGGCAGAAAUUCUCAUGGAAGAUCAAAAUCUAGUUCUUCUCAAUGAAAUAGUUAUAGGAAGCCCAUUCUUCAUUUUUCCACAUGAAUCAUCUGGCGGAUUACAUGUAAUAUUCUACAACACACAUGAUGUUAUUGUUCAGUUUCUGAAUAAAACUUAAAGUACUGUAUCAAUGGAUUUACUGUAUGAAAUCUGAAGUGCUAGACAGACGCCAAAGAUUGUCAGUUCUUCCUUUUUCUGUUAAUUAUAGAUUGAACAGCAGUAAGAGCCUUAUAUUAUUACACAGAAAUAUUAAAAAUGAAAAAAUAUAAUUAAAUUGACAGCAAAGGAGCUUUAUUGACUGUUCAAUAUUCAAUAACCUGAGUAAGCAGGAUUGGUGUAUGGUGGGAACACACUAAAUUAAUAAAACACUCUUCUGAGUU
Molecule: messenger RNA, 3615 nt
Organism: Neopelma chrysocephalum (saffron-crested tyrant-manakin)
Lineage: Eukaryota; Metazoa; Chordata; Aves; Passeriformes; Pipridae
Gene: DMGDH
Product: dimethylglycine dehydrogenase
Exons: 16
Coding region: 16-2607 (863 amino acids)
Cellular component (GO): mitochondrion
Molecular function (GO): oxidoreductase activity; protein binding
Source: RefSeq, a predicted model, not a curated record